Clunio marinus is the source of this 1846-nucleotide messenger RNA. NCBI's taxonomy places the organism in Eukaryota, Metazoa, Arthropoda, Insecta, Diptera, Chironomidae. The record is from the annotation of a GenBank genome assembly.
GAAGUGAUUAGCUCGGUCGAUUGACUGGCAUUUUGCUAAUUUUUUGUCAGUUUCAAGUUCAGUUUAAAAAUGUUUUUAAUAUAUUUUUGGGCUCUUUUAUUAAUUUUCUUGAUAAUUCUUCUGAUAAUCAAGAACAUAUACAGAAAGUUUACAAUUCGAGAGAUUAUUGGUCCAAUACCGAAAUUUCCAUUUGGAAAUACAAGAAAAUCGGCUUUAGGAGAACAAAAUUUGAUUUAUGACGUUGACGAUAUUUAUUGUCAGUUCAAGGAGAAAUCUCUCGUUUGUGGAUUUUUUGUGUUUCUUCGACCAUAUUUGCUAGCAACAAAUUCAGAAGUCAUUAAAGAAAUUAUCGUGAAAGAAUUUAAAAAAUUUCGCAACAAUGACUUCGCUGUUAAUCUCAAUAAAGAUCCGCUUAUCGGCCGCAGCCCUUUCAGACUCAAAAACGAGACUUGGAAGUUGAAGCGAAGUGAAAUCAUUCCAACAAUGACUCAGAUUAAACUAAAAUCAAUUUAUCCGCUGAUUAGAAAUGGAACCAAGAAUCUCGUUGACUACAUAAACCGUGAAAUUAUAAAUGACGAGUGUAAAGUUUUUGAUGCAAGGAAUGUCAGCACUCGUUACACUUGUGAUACAAUUACAAGCUCAAUAUUUGGUAUCGAUGCUCAAUCUUUCGAAGCUGAUGAUCCAUUUUAUUUUAAAAUGGGAGAAGGAUUGGUUAAUGGAGUAGUAAAUUCAGUGAAAAGUUGGUUACCUUUCAAAAGAUUACCUCAUGAUGUUGAAAGUUUCUUUUAUGAUAUCACAAUGACAGCAAUAAAAUUUCGACAAGAAAAUCAAAUUGAGCGUGAAGAUUUUUUAUCACAUUUGAUUUCAUUGAAAAACAAAAUUAAUAUGAGUGAUGUCGACAUUGUUGGUCAUUGUGUUACACUCUUUCUUGAUGGAUUUGAGACAACCAGCUUAGUUAUCCACCAUGCUUUGUAUGAGCUGGGAAGGCACAAAGAAGCUCAACAAAAGCUUCGUGAAGAAAUUUACAGCAAUGACAAAGAAUUGUCUUAUGAAAAACUAUUGGAACUUCCAUAUCUUGAUCAAGUUUUUAAUGAAACUUUACGUCUUCACCCUCCCAUUCCAUUCACUACAAGGGUUUAUUAUUAUACUUCAGCAGAAAGCUUCAUCCCUGAAAGAUUUAAUCUUGAAAACGGAGGAGUUAAAUUGUUCAAAGAACGAUGCGUUUUAAUUCCAUUCGGUGAUGGGCCACGACAAUGUCUUGGAAUGAAGUUUGCUUACAUCCAAGUGAAAGCAGCAAUUGCUGAAAUUGUAAGAAAUUUCGAAGUUACUGUUGACAAAUCUACUCCGGCGAAUCCUAAGAUUGGACCAAAAGAAUAUUUGAAUGUUACUGACCAUAAGUUAAUGUUGAACUUUAAGAGAAUUUAGAUUUGUUGAAUCCCUGAAAAUAUUAAAGACAAAAGAUUUUCUUUUUUUUUUUGGUUAAUUUUCCUUGGAUUUUUCCCUUUAUUUUUCAUUUUUUGUAUUCAAUAAAUUUUCAUUUGCUGACUUUUUUGCCAUUUUCUUCGACUUGUAUUUUUUACAGUUACAGUAAUUAAGGGUUUAUAAUUAGUUCAUAAUAAUUAAUGUUUUCACUUAUUUUUGUAUGCAUUUCAUGUCGUAAUAAUUUAACAUUCACUAAAAUUUAUUUCAUGACUUGCAUGAUUGUUUUGAGGAAUAAAGAAAAUUGUCAUAAUUAUUUGAAUUUUAUUUGGGGAAAUUAUAAAAACAUUUUAAUGAUAACCCUGGUGAAAUCAAAUCUAUUGCUUCAUCGGUGGUAACUUCAUUCAAAUUAAAUACUAAAGAUCGA